Micropterus dolomieu (smallmouth bass) is the source of this 2020-nucleotide messenger RNA. RefSeq names its product leucine rich repeat transmembrane neuronal 1 (gene lrrtm1). Lineage: Eukaryota; Metazoa; Chordata; Actinopteri; Centrarchiformes; Centrarchidae. Gene Ontology annotation, molecular function: protein binding. The coding region runs from base 1 to 1575 and encodes 524 amino acids. The record is from RefSeq and is a predicted model, not a curated record. The transcript has a single exon.
AUGCUAAUGGAUUUCCUUCUAAUUGGACUGUACUUAAAGUGGCCAUUGAAGAAGCCCCCUGGGUUGAUACUGUGUUUAUUGGGCAUUUUUCUGAGAACGGUUCCAUUGGUUGAGGGGGUUUGUCCAAGGAUGUGCCGCUGCGACAGCAAGCUGCUGUACUGCGAGGGGCUCAACCUCACAGACAUUCCCCGCAAUCUGAGCAGCGCCAUGGGCCUGUCCAUGAGAGAAAACAACUUGACCGAGCUGCGUGAAGGCCAACUGGCUGGUCUGUCACAGCUCACCUGGCUCUACCUAGAUCACAACAACAUUGACAUUGUAGAGGAGGGUGCAUUUGACAGGCUAAGACGGGUCAAGGAGUUAGACCUCAGCAGCAACCGGAUUGAGAGUCUGCCAAAUGGUACCUUCAGGCCCCUCCCAAACCUGCGAAUCCUGGACCUCUCAUACAACAGGCUGCAGGCACUAGAGCCUGACCUGUUCCACGGCCUUAGAAAGCUCACCAAUUUGCAUUUGCGCUACAAUGCUCUCAAAUUUGUGCCAGUGCGGAUUUUUCAAGACUGCAGGAGCAUGCAGUUUCUGGACUUGGGAUACAACCAACUGCAGAGCCUGGCACGGAACUCCUUCGCUGGCCUCUUCAAGUUGACUGAGCUGCAUCUUGAGCACAAUGAGCUAGUUAAAGUGAACCUAGCCCACUUCCCUCGCCUCAUCUCUUUACGUACUCUGUACAUGCACAACAAUCAUGCCACUAUUGUUGUCAAUACACUGGAAUGGACAUGGCAUUUUUUAGAGAAGAUUGACCUGUCGGCUAAUGAAAUCGAGUACAUUGAGCCACAUGUUUUUGAGAGUGCACCCAACCUUAAGGUGCUGAUGCUAGACUCCAAUCGGUUGACCUCUGUGGACCAGCGCAUUCUGGAUUCGUGGUCAUCUCUGGACAGUAUAACCCUGGCAGGGAAUGACUGGGAGUGCAGUCGCAACGUGUGUGCCUUGGCCUCUUGGCUGAGUGCCUUCAGAGGCCAGCGUGACAAUUCCCUGCUGUGUUCAAGCCCCGACACCGCACAGGGCGAGGAUGUGUUGGAUGCUGUCUAUGCUUUUCAGCUAUGUGAGGAUCGCCCAAUGGAGGUAACUACAGCAGGCCUGUACGCCUCUACAAGGGAUCUCCAGGGUGGCUCUGUUUUCCUGGGCCCAUUUACUCCCAACCCUUAUGAGGGUGAGGGUAGUGAGGUGGUCACCAGUUCUUUCACUGUCACAGUGGGCCAUGAAGACCUGGAUAGCACCAUGCAGAUCCACAAGGUGGUGACUGGGACCAUGGCACUCAUCUUUUCCUUUCUCAUCGUAGUGCUCAUGCUGUAUGUGGCAUGGAAGUGCUUUCCUGCCGGAAUAAGGCAAUUAAGGCAGUGCUUCAGCAGUCAGCGCCGUAAGCAGAAGCAAAAGCAAAGCAUGCAGCAGAUGGCUGCGAUUUCUACACCGGAGUACUAUGUUGACUAUAAACCUAACCACAUUGAGGGAGCUCUGGUAAUCAUCAAUGAAUAUGGCUCUUGCACUUGCCAACAGCAACCUUCUCGGGAAUGUGAGGUGUGACCCUGCUUUGUGAGUACGUCUUAACCUGUGAUUAUCUGGAUAUACAGUAAAUCCCCUUUGUUGGAUACACUGGAGGGGAAUAUUGCUGGACAGAAGGAAUAAAGAAAUCUUUUGGACACUUUUUACACAGCGUCUCACUGUGAUGUGAAGGAGUAUGUUUUGUGCGCCUGACUAUUUCGCAGUGGAUUUACUGCUACUGCUAUCUACUGAUGAUUUGAGGCCACAUGGCAUAAUGGGCGCCUGACUGUUGGACCUGUUGAUGUUCUACAGAAACAUAGAGAGGAAUACAUUGUGGGCACUGAGGCUUUUCUCUCAUGGGUGGAUAUUUGAGCUUUAAUGUGUCUUUCUACUUCAGGACAUUUAAUUAUUGUUUAAAAACAAACUGGGGACACACAAAAGAAGAAAAAACAAGAAAAAAACCAUUUGUAUUAUGGUAUACACAAUA